Molecule: messenger RNA, 528 nt
Organism: Saprolegnia parasitica CBS 223.65
Lineage: Eukaryota; Oomycota; Saprolegniomycetes; Saprolegniales; Saprolegniaceae
Exons: 4
Coding region: 1-528 (175 amino acids)
Source: RefSeq, a predicted model, not a curated record
AUGGAAGAGCUGGGCAUCUCGCACACGCAGAUGAUGUCACUCAACGGCGAGAACACACCGCUCUUUCCGCCCAUCAAGCUGCCCGCGCCCGCGCCGCUUACCGACUCGGACAAGUAUUUAGUGCACAAGAUGCGCAUUGUCGCUGACCGCAUGGUCAAUCUGUACCCGUCUGCACACCAAAAGACAGACGCCAGCGACGACGCCGAGAUGGUGCACGUGACCGUGCCCGAGAUGGCCAUGGAAGACCCGCUGGUGUGCUAUGUACCGCGCGAGAUCAACGAGAGCAUGAGCCACGAGCUACUUACGAGCACGGACGGGCGUGCUGCGAUCUUGCGCCCGCGCGCGUUCGAGCAGACGCUCAAGUCGCUCGAGCAAAAGGAAGGCAAGGCCAAGCCGGAGGCUCUCGACGAAGAAGAGGAGGCCGACGAAGACGAAGACAUGGGCGACGAGGAAAUUGACGACUACCAGCAAGACUAUUACGGCUCGGACGAUAACGAAAGCGACGGCGGCUAUGAGGAAGCAUACUAA